This is a messenger RNA of Nicrophorus vespilloides, 1494 nucleotides long. Its product is annotated as polyadenylate-binding protein 2-like. The transcript has a single exon. Bases 63 to 707 code for a protein of 214 amino acids. Lineage: Eukaryota; Metazoa; Arthropoda; Insecta; Coleoptera; Silphidae. The record is from RefSeq and is a predicted model, not a curated record. Gene Ontology annotation, molecular function: RNA binding.
UGUGAAGGCAUGCAGUUUUAGUAGUGUUUCUACCUCGAAUUUUACGCUCGUGUAAGUGGAAUAUGGAAGACGUGCUAGAAAUCAAGGAUUCAAUAGACUGUCUCUCAUUGGAGACUGGCAUCGAGGAUGAGGCGAGCGGCACCCCACCGACUGACGAGGUGUCCAGCAUGGAACAGUUAGAAGGAGAAGUUGCGGAGAUCCAGGAAAGAAUGCAGGAGAUAAACGACGAAGUGCAGAUGCUGAACGAGCUGCAGGAUCAGAUGGAGAAACAGUUCAAUACUAACGAUUUGCCGGAUAUAUCGAUGGACGACAACAGCGUUUACGUAGGGAACGUCGAUUAUGGUACGACCGUAUUGAUGUUGGAAAAUCACUUCAAGCACUGCGGUUCGAUCACCAGAUUGACGAUACCGAUGAACAAGUUCUGCGGUUCUCCGAAAGGAUACGCGUACAUCGAGUUCGCAAAUGAAAAGGCCAUGUUGAUGGCUUUGAAUAUGGAUGAUACCAUCCUCCGGGGAAGGCCCAUCAAAGUUGGGAAGAAGAGGACCAACAAACCUGGCUUAUCCGGCAGCGGUCGUGGUCCCCGGGGUCGAGGAUUCUACGGAGGACCUCGAGGUGGCUUUGACACAAGACCCGGCAGGGGCGGAUUCAGCAACGGUUACUCGCGUCCCAGGAUGUACAGCAACAACACGUAUUACACGCCAUAUUAACAAACAAUCUCAACAAUCCGAAAACAGAUCCUCAAUAAAUUGAAAUAAAAAAAAAUCAUUUAAGACUGAAACUUAAAAGUGUAAUAUGUGAAAGAAGUUGAAAUGAUUAUAUUAAUGGAUUUCUGUUCUAGAUAUUUGAUGUUAAUAGAAUUAUAUCUUUUCCAACUAUUGAAUAAUAUUGAACUUGAUCAGUCAACAUUAUCAAUACUUACAUUUAGUUUUAAAUUGAUUGAUACUACUAAAUCGCUUUUUUACCUACGGAUUUGAAAUAAUCUGCAGUUGCGUUUCCGUAUAAGCAAUUUGAAAAAUUAGUGAUGUAGUGAAAUAAUAUCUUAAACGUAGUUGAAGUAAUGGAUUUGGAUUACAUAAAACUGUUAUGUAGUUUGGAUGAGUGCUGCAGUAGCUGCAAAUCGAACAGAUCUCAGUCACGUUCAUUCCAGAUUGGAGUAUAUCUGAACGCGCAUGCAACUUCUACCACGAUUUUUCAUAUUAUUCGAACCGCAUUAUAUAAAAGCAAAAAAAUAAAAACAAUUUAUCUAAUAAAAAUAUAUUUAUUAAUCUAAUUUAAGCGUUUAUUCUAUUUUAGUCUAUUUUAUUGGACGUUAAUAUUCCUGUCGCGCGAAGAAACUACAUUUUCGCAAUGCAGAAUUUCUUGAAAACGGAAAUCUUCAAAAAAAAAAUUACGUGUUAUUAAAUAUUCCGCAUUCCGCUGCAGCACUGCGUGGAAUUUAAUUAAGCGAACUUGAUUAACACCAUAUAUAUAUUAUAUUAUAAUAGUGAAAAUCCC